AUGCAGGCUGCUUCUACAAACAUUUGUGAAAGAAUGGGUCACUCUCAGGAGAAUAGUGAAUUCAAGCGUGGUACUGUGAUAGGCUGCCACCUGUGCAAUAAGUCCAUCCAUGAAAUUUCCUUGCUAUUAAAUAUUCCAUGGUCAGCUGUUAGUGGUAGUAUAAUAAAGUGAAAGCAACUGGGAACAACAGCAACUCAGCUAUGAAGUGGUAGGCCACGUAAAAUGACAAAGCAAGGUCAGUCAAUGCUGAAGUGCACAGUGUGCAGACCUCCAAACUUCAUUUCCAGUGAAAGGAACUCUUAAUGCAUCAGCAUACCAAGACAUUUUGGACAAUUUCAUG
Staurois parvus is the source of this 340-nucleotide messenger RNA. The record is from the annotation of a GenBank genome assembly. NCBI's taxonomy places the organism in Eukaryota, Metazoa, Chordata, Amphibia, Anura, Ranidae.